UCGUAGUGUCGUAUUUGCGUUGUGCCUCGAAUCACGAUACGUAGCGUGCACUGCUGUCGAUCGUAUAUACACAUCUACCGUUUGACAGUUCGAUUCUAACGCGGGUAAUAGGUGAUCGUUUAGUUCGUUCGCCGGGCGUUCGCUCGGAGUGGAAAGGUUUUUCGCAAUCGAAAACUCGCUUUCCGCUAAUAUGCCUUUAAUCGAGUUUUGGGGAACGGUCUGUGGGAAAGCGCUCUCGUAUCUGGAAGCGUUGGACACGUAGGUGUCACGAUGUGCACGAAAAGUAACGAAUCUAUGUCUACGUGCUUAGGGAUGGGAUACCUGCGUCCGUUGUGGAUGUCGCGGGGUUAAACUCUCGGCUCGUCAGACGAAUAGCUAGACACGUACCAUAGAAAGUAGAUAGCGCGAGAAGAAGAACGUGGGAGUGACAGGAACGGUGAGGAAGAACUCGAAAACUGUUCGACGGGGUUUUGAAAUCGAAGAAUCGCGAAAAAAAGACGGCCGAUCAAUGUCUUAUUUGUGAUGGGAGUGCCUGCGCGGGGAGCACUCGCGGCGAUCGUCGCCAUAAGCGCUUUCGCCGUCUAUCUGAACAGCCUUAAUUGUGGCUUCGUUUUCGAUGAUAUUUCAGCGAUUAAGGAUAAUCGGGACUUGAGGCCUCAUACACCCUUGAAAAAUGUUUUUUACAAUGAUUUCUGGGGUACUCCUAUGCACAAGGAGCAAUCGCACAAAUCGUACAGGCCAUUGUGUGUUCUCACAUUUCGAUGGAAUUACUUGAUUCAUCAAUUGGAUCCCAUGGGAUAUCACCUGCUUAACGUUGUCCUACACGUUGGAGUAUGCCUAUUAUAUUUCAGAACUUGCUUAAUGUUUCUAUCCGACUCUGCAACUUUUGUAUCGUCCCUUCUGUUCGCUGUUCAUCCUAUACAUACAGAAGCAGUUACAGGAGUAGUCGGAAGAGCGGAAACAUUGUCCUCUUUAUUUUAUCUAGCAGCUUUAAUCACAUAUACUAAAUGUUGCAGAAGUAGAAGGUCUACAGAAUGGAGAUCGUUGAUAUUAUCUAUGUUUUUUGUUUUUACUGCCAUGUUAUGCAAAGAACAAGGAAUAACGGCUACCGCAGUUUGCGUAUUGUAUGAGAUUUUUGUUGUGCAAAAGGUAAGAGCGAUGGAUAUUUUUCUGACGUUAAAGGGAGCUUUUGGUGGAAAGAAAAUAUCUCUUGCCUGGUCCAGCGAAGGUACAAAACGACUAACUGCCCUUACGCUCGUCACAUUUAGUUUACUUAUUCUCCGGUUACAUGUAAUGGGCUCAAAGUUACCUGUAUUCACCAGAUUUGACAAUCCUGCAUCGGUAGCACCAACGCCCGUAAGGCAGCUUACGUAUAAUUACCUCGCAGCAGUUAAUUUAAGACUGCUGUUUCUUCCAAGCGAUUUGUGCUGUGAUUGGACUAUGGGAACUAUACCAUUGCUAUACAGUUUUACAGACCCUCGCAAUUUCGCCACUGUAGCAACUCAUACGAUGGUGCUAGGAUUGUUGGCAACAGCAAUUUUAACACCUAAUAGACAAACUUCCGUCAUCCUCAUAAUGAGUUUGGCUAUGAUGAUACUACCAUUCUUACCUGCCUCGAACCUCUUCUUCCCGGUUGGAUUCGUUAUUGCUGAAAGAGUAUUGUAUGCUCCAUCGAUGGGAUUCUGUAUGCUCGUUGGAUACGGAUGGAGCAUUUUAUGCAACAAAAAGUUCAAGAAAUUAUCGCUAUUUUUACUAAUAACACUUCUGGCUGCUCACUCCACAAAAACUUUUAUGAGAAAUUAUGAUUGGUUGGAUGAAUACUCUAUAUUUAUGUCAGGAUUAAAAGUAAACGAUCGCAACGCCAAAUUAUUUAAUAACGUAGGCCAUGCCUUGGAGAGUCAAGGUCGAUUUAAAGAAGCACUGAACUUCUUUAACAUGGCCGUGCAAGUUCAAGGCGACGAUAUCGGUGCACACAUCAACGUAGGCAGAACAUACAAUCAUCUCAAAAUGUUUAAGGAAGCCGAAGAUGCAUACCUAAAAGCAAAAUCUUUGCUACCUAAAGCAAAACCCGGAGAAUCUUAUCAGGCGCGAAUAGCACCGAAUCACUUGAAUGUUUUUGUAAAUUUAGCGAAUUUAAUAGCAAAGAACGCAACUAGGUUAGAAGAAGCCGAUUUACUUUAUAGACAGGCCAUUAGUAUGCGUGCUGACUACACGCAAGCAUAUAUUAAUCGCGGUGAUGUCUUAGUUAAACUUAAUCGUACGAAAGAAGCUCAGGAAGUUUACGAGCGAGCCCUUUUUUACGAUAGUAACAAUCCUGAUAUCUACUACAAUCUGGGAGUUGUAUUCUUGGAACAGGGAAAGGCAUCGCAAGCUCUGGCAUAUUUGGAUAAAGCGUUAGAAUUCGAUCCGGAACACGAACAAGCAUUGUUAAAUUCAGCCAUAUUGCUUCAGGAAUUAGGACGCGCGGAAUUACGAAAAGUAGCCAGAGAAAGGCUUCUAAAACUUUUGAGAAAAGAUUCUAAUAACGAACGAGUACACUUCAAUCUUGGAAUGCUGGCUAUGGAUGACCAUGACAGCGGAAGCGCGGAACGUUGGUUUCGUAACGCGGUUGCUUUAAAAGAAGAUUUUCGAUCCGCGUUAUUCAACUUGGCUCUCUUACUGGCGGACGAGCAACGUCCUCUCGAAGCAGCACCUUUCUUGAACCAGUUAGUUAGAUUUCACCCGGACCACGUCAAAGGAUUAAUCCUUUUAGGAGAUAUCUAUAUUAAUAACAUAAAAGAUUUGGAUGCCGCUGAAAAUUGUUAUCGUAGAAUAUUGCAGUUGGAUCCAACAAAUAUCCAAGGUUUACAUAAUCUGUGUGUUGUAAUGGUGGAACGUGGCAAGUUAGGACUCGCUGCUCAAUGUUUAGAACGCGCAGCAGCAUUGGCACCUCAGCAGGAUUAUGUGCACAGACAUCUUGCCAUCGUAAAGGCUCGAAUCAAUCGAUUACCUCCGGAACAACGCGAUACAGAAAUCUUUGACGAUUCUUUCUGGCAGGUAAACCCGAAGGAAAGGAAUUUUAACAUGGGCGACAUUUCUAGCAGCAAUGGUGCUGGGAGUACCGUUGCCACAGGUGGUCCUGGAAACAUGGUUAACAGUGAUACCCAAUUUCUGGGACAAACGGACUCAGUUUUUUCCAAUCAUCACAAUCACAUAGGGAAUAAGAAAAGCAAUACGGACUCGCUGAAUAAUAAUAUAGUACAUCUGAAGGGUCCGUCGAAACAUGGAAGACUUCCAUUGAAUGACGCGAGAGCGGAAGUGAACAACAUAUACGACGAUAACGAAAAGUCUUUGAACCCAAGUUCAAGUUCGAAAGAUAUACAGGAACUCUCCUCUGAAAGAGACUUUACCAAGAGCAUGGGCGCGGACGCGACGGAAUUGACAAUCGACCGAGAACGUGCAACCAAAACAAUUCAUUCCGAGAAAUUUGGCGGAAAUCACGCUGGAACCACGCGUCAAACAAAAGACACAGCACUCUCAUAAUACUGACGUUAAAACCCGCCGAAUAUUGUAUAAAGUUAUAUUCUACGUAUAACGAAAGAGAUUGGUGGUACAGCCGUAUAGAGCUAAUAUGUGAAUAUAAAAUAAAUACAGAGUAUUGUUUUAUAUGCUGUACGAAUAGAACGUUUUGUAAAAUAUAUUUAAAAAAUGUGUAACUCUCUUUUUCUUUUUCUUUACGA
This is a messenger RNA of Hylaeus volcanicus, 3719 nucleotides long. Its product is annotated as protein O-mannosyl-transferase Tmtc3-like. Gene Ontology annotation, molecular function: protein binding; mannosyltransferase activity. Bases 523 to 3522 code for a protein of 999 amino acids. Gene Ontology annotation, cellular component: endoplasmic reticulum. The record is from RefSeq and is a predicted model, not a curated record. The transcript has 13 exons. Gene Ontology annotation, biological process: protein O-linked glycosylation via mannose. NCBI's taxonomy places the organism in Eukaryota, Metazoa, Arthropoda, Insecta, Hymenoptera, Colletidae.